UAAUGUUAUAGCGCCAUCUGACAAACGCUUUAUAAACAAACUCCAGAGAAACGUGAGGGUGAGAAAAUAUACGGCUUAUACUACAGAUGUCGUCACUUGGGUUGUCUUUACUUACACCACCUAGAGUAAAAUAACAUAAACACUUAUUUAGAGUUUGUUGCAUUUUAUACUAGAUGGCAGUAAACAACAACAGCUGUUCUCUCGUGACCGUUUGUUUUGUUUUUGUGCAGCUAUGUUUACGUUUAUGUCUACAGUCCAGAGACUAUAGAAUAGUGUCAGUCAGCGAACUGCAAAGCAUAGAUUAUGAGUAAUUGUCAAAUUGUCUUUGACACUUUGUGAUUUUGUCAGUCAGUGAGAUUUUGCAGUGUGUUGUGUAGUGUUGAUUCUAGAAAGUCUUCAAUAUUUGUUGAAAUAUUUUAAUUUUAAACGAACAGAUACUGUAUUUUUCAUCUGAUUAAGUGCAUCAAACAAAUGUUCUUCUAAUUUUUGUUUGUUUGUUUUAAUAACUGUGCCAUUUUAAUUGUUUCGGUCACAAAGAGGUUUGGUUUUGUUAACUGUACGCACUACGCAAGGAAUCUAUUCUAACAGCGUUGAAUAUCCCAAUGUGUUUGAAACGAUAAGCGCAUCUUGGUGAAGGAGGACAAGUGCAAGGAUAACUGGCAUGGGUGCUCGGUGAGUGGUGCAGCGCUGAAACAACAUGACCGAAGGCGAGAAACAGCAGAGCGCGGGCGGUGCCAACGCCGCUCCGCAACACAGGAAAGGCCACAGGAGACAAGAAUCAAUGUACGCGAUGACAGGCCUGUAUGCGGAGUCAGGGUGCGCGGACGGCGACGCGGCCGGCUCUGGCACCCCGCCGCCCCCCGCGCACCCGUCGCACCCGCCGCGGGACGCCACCAAGUGCCACAGCAGGAACCCCUCCGCUGGAAUAUGCGACAGAGAGAGGGAGCGAGAGAAAGAGAAGCCCCACCAGAUAUUUCCAGAAAUAUUAGACAUUCCUCAUGACGCGCGAGACUGCGGCAUCCUGUCCUGGAGGCCGCUUUUUAUCCAGAGAUUUUCUAGUAUUAAAGUGUUUGUAUUUUUCCUUUCGUUCCUAGUAACAUUACAACAAGCAUUAAGUUCGGGCUACAUAAACUCUGUGAUCACAACAAUCGAGAAACGUUUCGAAAUACCGUCGAGCCUCUCGGGUCUCAUAGCGAGCAGUUACGAGAUCGGCAACGUCAUCACCGUUAUAUUUGUCUCGUACCUUGGGAGCAGGAGGCACAUUCCUGUUUGGAUAGCUGUCGGUGCUGUUAUAAUGGGCAUAGGGUCGUUGGUGUUCGUCGUACCACACUUCAUAGCGGAGGCGAACAGCGAAAUGUUGGCGAACAACAAGUCUGACGAUAACAUAUGUCGCUUGUCGCAUGCGCUGGAGCAAGACAUGAGUGGCCUCGGCCGGCUGCCUCAGAGCCUGUCGCCAGCAAACCUGAGGCCUGACAACUGUAUUAAGAGUACACCGAGCACUUUCGUGCCUGUCAUGGUGUUCGUGGUCGCGCAACUGUUGCUUGGUUGCGGCGGCUCCCCCCUGCUGACGCUCGGCACUACGUACGUGGACGACCAUGUGCGACCAGAGUCAUCCAGCAUGUAUAUCGGUUGCAUGUAUAGCAUGGCUGCGUUUGGUCCAGUCCUCGGGUUUCUACUUGGCGCAUAUCUACUGUCAUUUCAUAUGGACUCAUUCUCUGGUUCUGUCGUGCCAACAGAUCCAGCUGACCAUCGAUGGGUCGGCAUGUGGUGGGGCGGCUUUUUGCUUUGCGGCCUUUUGCUCAUACUCGUGGCGAUUCCUUUCUUCUCAUUCCCAAAAGUGUUGGUCCGAGAAAAAGAAAAGAUACGUCUAGUCGAGAAAGCCGCCGCGGCGAGUGGCACUUCUGCAGCCAAAACGCCACCAAAGCCUCAAACAGAUAUAAAGGAUACUGGAUAUGGAAAGGAUAUAAAAGACAUUCCGGUAUCGAUGUGGCGACUCCUCAAGAACCCCGUGUAUGUGGUGACUUGCCUGGGCGCGUGCAUGGAGCUCAUGAUAGUGUCGGGCUUUGUGGUGUUCCUGCCCAAGUACCUCGAGACACAGUUCAGCCUUGGCAAGAGUCAGGCCAGCGUUUUUACAGGUUCGAUAGCCAUUCCCGGCGCGUGUAUCGGCAUCUUCAUGGGCGGGUGCCUGCUCAAGCGGCUGGAGCUGCGGCCCAAGGGCGCCGUACAGUUCGUGCUCAUCUCCAACACGAUCUGUCUCUCGUGCUACGCGCUUCUGUUCUUCCUCGGCUGCGACAACAUCAAAAUGGCCGGCACCACGAUACCUUACACGAAUAACAGUAACGUUGAGCCGUUCAAAGUGAACCUGACCGCGGCGUGCAACUUCAACUGCCUGUGCACGGAGACGGACAUGGAGCCCGUGUGCGGCAACAACGGCCUCACGUACUUCUCGCCGUGCCACGCCGGCUGCGCCGCCUUCUCCUCGCCGCGCUCCAACUUCACCAACUGCGCCUGCGUGCACGAGAACAGCCGCGAGGCGGUGGGCGUGGGCGUGGGGAUGGGCGUGGGCGGCGCGUCGGCGUCGGCGCUGACGGCGGGCGCGGCGCGCGAGUACAGCGAGGUGACGGUGGUGCCGGUGGCCACGGCCGGGCCCUGCAACCCGCCCUGCACCACCAUCUUCCCCUUCCUCGUGCUGCUGUUCUUCAUGACCUUCAUCGUCGCCGUCACUCAGAUGCCCUUGCUCAUGAUCGUGCUCAGAUCAGUGAGUGAAGAGGAGCGCUCGUUCGCACUGGGCAUGCAGUUCGUGAUAUUCCGACUGUUCGGCUACAUCCCGGCGCCCAUCGUGUUCGGCAACCUCAUCGACUCCACCUGCAUACUGUGGAAGCAGUCCUGCAGCGGCGAGAAGGGCGGCCGCUGCCUGCUCUACGACAUCGAGCAGUUCCGAUACAGAUACGUCGGUCUUUGUGGUGGUAUAAAAAUAGUGGCUCUGGGAAUAUUCCUCGCGGACUGGUGGCUGGUGCGCCGACGCAAACACCUCGAGACCACGGCGCCGCUCGACCCGCACAAGGACAUCGCCGGCUCCAUCAUCAGUCUAGACAAAUUGUUCGAAGAGUUGCCGUCGGCGGACAACGCGAGCGGGUUCCGCUCGGGCGUGACGUCGGGGCUCAGCUCGGCGACCACCACGCCCAUGGAGCCUCCGGCGGACGAGCACCGGGGCAAGCUGCAGCGCACCGACUCGCAGUACUCGCAGGAGUCGCAGCGCGCCGGCAACAACUCGCGCGUGCUUGUCGCGUCGCGCCACCUGCGCAACGACUCCAAGACCAUCCAGCUGGAGCCGCGCGCGCGCCAGCACGCGGACGAGGAGCGCGCGCGCGCCGCCCGCAGCGACUCGCGCCACUCGCGCGACUUCCCGCGCUCCGCGUCGCGCGACCUGCCGCACUCGCACUCGCGCUCCGCCUCGCGCGACUUCAAGAAGCCGCACUCGCGCUCCGACUCGCGCGACCUCAGCCUCGACCAGCUCAAGCAGCUCGCCAUCAAGAGCAUGGAGAGCCUCGACCUCACCGUGCUGCCGCUGUCCAAGUGCGACGAGGAGAGCAAGCGGCUCAUCGACGGCGGCGGCGUGCUGCGGCACCGGCGCACCAGCUCCAAGGACCUCAAGCCGCCCGAGUGCAAGCACAAGCGCACGUCGUCGCACCACAUCACCAUGGAGCCCAGCGAGCUCAGCCUGCAGCUGCAGAAGGGGCGCAGCGUCGACCAGCUGUCGGCGGCGCCGCUCGACCCCACAGUCUGAGUGCCCUCGAUUAUUAAUCUAAUUGUGUAAAUAGCCAAUUGUUAUCUGAAUCUCAACUUCGGCCAUGGUGACGCAGAGUUUGCGGUGAGACGAACUGAACAAACUUUUAGCAAAAUUGGGUGAUGAUAUGAUAGUGUUGAAGUAGUGAAUAGAAUGAAUAAUUUCUAUAUUUCAGUUAAACGGAGUGAACGCGUCUGCUUCGACGAGGAACUCUCCCGACGGACACUCGCGGGCUUCUUCCUCAGAAGCUGAAUGAGUACUCGUUCUAUUAGUGAUUCGAAUAAAUAAAGUACAUAAUUUUAUAGCAGACUAUAUUAUAAAUAUAUAAAAGUUAUUUCUUCUAUUACGCUUAACCAACCGCGAGUGAUUUUAAACCAUAUCUUACUGUAGUAGUUUAAUUAAUACUAAUCAUAAUUGAGAUAAAUAUUAUCUAUAGCCGCUCUUACAGUAGUAGUUUCUUUUAUUUUAUUUUUUAAAUCUGAUAUAAGCUAUUUUAUGUUCAUAUUGAAAUGGUAGUGAGUAAAUUGUUUGUAUACAGUAUACACACUUCACCACGGCCUAUUUCUGAUUAUUUGAUCUAAAUUAGACUUAGGGUAGUUAGACUGCAUUUAAACUGGAAACUAAAUGCAGUUGACAUAAUUGCAUCAAAAUUACAGAUAUAUGUAUCAAAAUGCAAUAAUUUGUACAAUUAACACGCUAACUGAACGCAGUUGGUUCGCAGUCUAACACAAUUGUUAUAAAAGAACCAAUUUUAUAAUAUUUAAAAAGUUACUAAAAGUUCAACAUAAAAUAAAAAAUUUUAAAAUAAGUUUCUUUCUCACAAUUUAAAAACAUUUUACAUACCUACAAUUUAAAAUUACAUCAUAUUAUAAAAAUGGUUCUAUUGUAAUUGCAUAAAAACUGCAAUGCCAUGAAGGUCCAUAACGUUUUUACUAUUAUUACUUAUUAAGUAUAUAAUUAUUAUGUAGAUUUAAAAAUGCAAAAAGUUCUGUACCUUUUACAGAUGGAAUACGGAUUUUUUUAUAAUACCUGUACUUAAUCAUUUACAAACACAAAGUUGUUCAAAACUGCCUCGCAGAUGUCAGCUUCUUAUAAUUUUUCAAAUAUAUGGUAGCAGAACCGAAAAGAGAAUUUUGGGAUUUACUUGAAGCAAGUCAGAUAAACAUAAGAAAAGACGCAUGUUAUAAUUAUAUAGGAGCGUCUUAUAAAGGACGCACAUUUACAAUCCUACUUUAUACUAAUAUUAUAAACGCGAAAGUUUGUAUGGAUGUUUGUUACUGUAUAAAGUCGCAACUACUGAACCUAUUUGGCUGAAAUUUGGAAUAAAAAUAGGUUUUACUCUGGAUUAACACAUGGGCUUUUCAUCCCGAAAAAAACCAUGGUCCCCGAGGGAUUUGUGAAAAACUAAAUUUCACGCGGAUGAAGUCGCAGGCGUUUGCUAGUAGCAUAUAUCUUCAAAAAUACAUUUCACCAGAAAUACUUAACGAGCAUCAGAUGAAGCUAAAAGCUUGUUACUAGCUGAAAAGUGUACAUUUUGAAAACCUAACGAUUUUAGCGUAACCAAAAGGAAAUAAGAGUUGCACUUGCAACAUUAAUUGCCCUAAACGUGCGGCCCUAGUUAAAAAUAAUUGAUGGAAAUACUCAACAACAUGCAAUUGCAAGAUGUCCUCUCUAUAUUGUGUCUUCCGCGCUGAAUUAAAUCUUGAAAUCCUUUCUUUGGCUCCUCUACUAAUACUGAGACUGCAUCAUGUAUGUUGCUGACAAAGUACUUGUAAAUAAUAUACAAUGUGUAUUGCUGAAAAUGUAAAUGUGGAUGACCCUUAUCCCAAUGAUUAGAAAGUUGCUUUUUCUAUUACAUUCCCACACUUGUUUAAGCUGCGAGCAUAACGAAAUAAAACUAAAGUAUCUAGGCCAAUACCAAUAUCUUAGGCUUGUUUUCUGAAAAAAAAAGGAAAAAAAGCAAAUUUUUAAAAUAGUUUAGGGAUCCAGGAAUGGGUUAGACAAUUUAAAAAUUUGCUUUUAUAUUUUUUUUAGGUGUGGUUUUUUUAGAAACACGACAGAAAAAGAGCAUUUCACACAAACUUGAUAUUUUAUAUAAUGUAAAGAAUUAUAGCUGUUUUAUUUGGCAGCAAGAGUGGGAUUUUAAUGGAAAUAGCUGAACUUACACAAAAAUAAACUAAUGUCGAAAACUUGUGUUACAAUAAGGAUGUUGUUAAUUAUCAGUGAGAUGUUACUCCUCUCAAGCUAAAGCCAUAUUAAGUAUGAAGACACUAAAAAUCAAUGAUUAUAAAAAAUAUAUAAGGUCGAAUUUAAAAACCUGCUCCUUUUUUUCAAGUCGGUUAAAAAGAAAUUUUAAGAAAUUUUGUUGAUAAAUGGUACUAGUUGGUUGUUGGUAGUGUUAAAAAAAUAACUGUUUAUUAUCUGCCUGCUGUCCACAAACUGGUUUUUAUUUAACAAAUUAACAAACAGAACAGUUGGCUAGAGGUAAUAACAUAUCACUGGGAACAUUUAUUAAAUUGACACUCAAUUGAUUAUUGUAAAAUGUUCGUAUGUAUGAAAGUUUUGUAUUCUCUUAUUCUAGAACCUAAAAACAAUAUAGAUUACUUAAAAACAGCUUGCACAAAAACACUUAUGUUCUCUCAAACUAUCCUAUUCUCCACGCAAUGUAGAUUAGCAUUUAUUUUGAAAAAUAACCACUUCGACUUUACCAUUCUCGAAUAUAAUAUACCUUAGAAUUAUACUAUAAACUCAAAUAAAAGCGUAAAUGUAGUAUGAACACUUGCAAUAUUAUGUAUAUCUAAAAGAAGUAUUUGAUGAUUGAGACCUUGAUAACUGAAUGAUUUGUUAUACAAUCCAAAUGUUUUAUCAAAUUAAUUAUAAUAAUACACACAGUACAAAUCUAUAAAUAAAUAACCAUUUAUAAAAUUAUUAUAAUAUUUCAGUUAUAUUUUUUUUUUGAACAAACACUUUUGAUUCUGCUGUGAAAAUUUUUGAAUGUUAGUGAAGUUAACUUUGUUUUAAUUUUUUGUGAUAUAUGUAACAUAUAUUUUGACUUAUAAGUAGUCGAAUUUUAUAAAAAUAAAAUUAUUUAUUAUCCAUAGGUAGUUAAAUAAGCCUACUCUCAACUUUUAUUUAUAUACAUUACAAUGUAAUGUGAUCAUUUAAGUUAAUAUUUCAUUGAACAAUUUCAGGUUGUGAUGGGUUUAUGCUUUUGUUUAAUAAUUUAAAGACAAUUGAAACAGUAAUUAGUAAUAUAAAUGAUUGUAGGCUUAUUAAUUCACAUAACACAGACCAACUGCCAAUUUAUUAUUUUUGCUCUGUUUAUAAAAAUGUGUAAACUAUAAACCAUACAAUGUUCAUAAUUGAGAUUAUUUAAAUAUUGCCCAGCAUUUAUUGCAAUUACUCAAAGAACAAUUAUUACGACCAAUUCGUAUAAAAUAAUUGUAUUAAUUAGAGCCGUAAAAGAUUUUGAAUAUGAGGAGAAUAAUUUCAGUAUCUGGCAAAACAUUGUUGCAAUGCAAGGACCAUGCAUUAGAUUAAUUGUCAUAUUCAUUGUUAGCGGAAUCAAUAAGCUUAUUGGAGAGGUAAUAUUGGCCAUAUUAUUUACCUAGCAAAUAUGCCUUUUUUGAAUUAAAAAAUAACAAGGUACUUUAGGUAUGAGCACAGCAAUAUGAGAUAAAUGGUAUAUUGGACAAACAAACAAACCUUCAAUAUUAUAUAUAUUAUUAUGUAUAAGAUUAUAACUGAAAAUAUUUGCUGAACCUCAGUCUUUCUUUGUAGUUCUCAUUAAAAUGUCAAUUCAUAGGCUGCUGUUUCUAAGAGCCCCUUUACAUUGGCAUUCGUGAUACUUAUGUAUGUACAUUGUACAGUAAAAGCUCAACAGUUAGCAUUAGUGUUGCCAGGUGUCCGGAUCAAGCCAGACAUAGUUAGAUUUUCUAUUCCAUGUCCGACCAUAAUAAACGGUCGGUUUUUGUUAGACUUUACAUUUAGCAAACGAGCGCUGAACGCUUAAGUCUUGAUUUGACACAAAAAUUGUUGUACCUAUUUAAUACUGUUGUGCACAAAAUCCUCAGUAAUAGGCUGUCUGGUUUUUUUUACCCAAAUAUCAGGCCAAACUAAUUGGACUGUCCGACUUUUAAUUUCGGCGACCUGGCAACCCUAGUUAGCAUCAUAUGGGUGAGACGCAAGCAGUGCAAUUGUUACACUGCACAUAGUAUAUUUGACUGACGCCUAUGCUAGUGUGAAGGGGCUGUAAGUUGAAAAUUCAAUUACUACUGUAGUAAUAUUAUUUUAGUACGAAAUAUUUUUAAAUUAAAUAUUUAUCUUGUAUAAUAUAAGAAAAAGACAAAGGAAGAUUCAUUGUAAAUUUUUGUCAUAUAUUUGUUAAGAGAGAAAUAGUUUGAUAUGAAGAGUGUUAUAUCUAAUAAAAAUGCCUUAUUACAAUAGGUUCUAAGACUUGAUACUGACUUAGCUGUGAAAAAGUUGUUGCGUCGAAUGCAAAUGAUGAUAGGUUUGAUGAUAGCAACUCCUAAUUUGUUGCAUUUAGUGAUUAAUAAAAUUGCAUACACAUUU
Molecule: messenger RNA, 8359 nt
Organism: Bicyclus anynana (squinting bush brown)
Lineage: Eukaryota; Metazoa; Arthropoda; Insecta; Lepidoptera; Nymphalidae
Gene: Oatp30B
Product: solute carrier organic anion transporter family member 5A1
Exons: 17
Coding region: 698-3787 (1029 amino acids)
Biological process (GO): sodium-independent organic anion transport; transmembrane transport
Cellular component (GO): membrane
Molecular function (GO): protein binding
Source: RefSeq, a predicted model, not a curated record